AUGACAAGCUACAGCAGUAAUAACGAUACAACACAUACAAGCAGUGGCAAUCACAGCAGCAGCACGGACGGUGGAUUGAAUGCGUCUAACCGACUUGUCAGCGAAUCUUGCAUGGACCUCUUUUUGAUUGAAAUGGUGGACACUAUUUGUAGAACAACCACAGCAGAGACAGAUGGAGACAGCGACGCGAUCUUUUACAAGCUGGAAACACUAGGCUAUGCUGUAGGUCAAAGACUAGUAGAACGGUUUACAAAAGACAGACCUCGUUUUGUGGAUACAUUGGAUGUCGUCAAAUUUAUUUGUAAAGAUCUUUGGACCAUCAUGUUCAAGAAACAGAUUGAUAAUCUAAAGACCAACCACAGAGGUGUGUAUGUUUUACAAGAUAAUGGAUUCCGGUGGUUUAUGCGCAUGUCAACAGAUGUGGGAGGAGCAGAUUCAGCAAAGAAAGCAAUGCCGUAUGUGUGGUUUCCUUGUGGUAUUAUUCGAGGUGCACUGGCAAGCUUAGGUGUGCCAACUGUUGUUGUCGCAGAGACAUCGAAUCUUCCUCAGUGCACUUUUCAAAUCAAGAUCGUAAAGCAGCAGUAA
Mucor velutinosus is the source of this 585-nucleotide messenger RNA. Its product is annotated as structural constituent of ribosome. The coding region runs from base 1 to 585 and encodes 194 amino acids. Gene Ontology annotation, biological process: regulation of GTPase activity; endoplasmic reticulum to Golgi vesicle-mediated transport. The transcript is spliced from 3 exons. NCBI's taxonomy places the organism in Eukaryota, Fungi, Mucoromycota, Mucoromycetes, Mucorales, Mucoraceae. The record is from RefSeq and is a predicted model, not a curated record. Gene Ontology annotation, cellular component: TRAPP complex; cis-Golgi network; trans-Golgi network.